AUGUGGCUGCGCUGCUCACCUCGUCUCUUCUUUCACAUACCUCCUCUCUCACCCGCAGCUCCGGCGCGUCGUGUCGCGCCAAGGACUCCACCGAGCCAUGGCCGCUCACGCGGUAGCGAGACCGCUAGUGCUGGUGCCGCUACUUCGAGCUCUCGCCCGCCUUACACUUUCGACGGCAGGUCUCCAGAUGAUGGUACGCGACGCUACCGCCACCAUUGCCGCCCAUCAUAUCGAACCCUCAGGCCAGGCGACCCGCUUCCGCCGCUCCUAACAAACGAGGGCGACUGUGCGUCUUCUGAUGGCUACACUUCUCAGCGUCAGGCGUACCGACAGCGCCGCAACGCGGCCGACAACGCAAGAGGCUCUCCGGUGGAUGACACAGUCGCCGGCUCGCUUUUUACACCGCUGCCUCGCCCCUAUGGUUUCUAUGACGGCAUUGACGAGCACGCUCGACAGGUACCACGCCCGUCGCGCGAGGCCCGGCUGCAGCAGCUGCGCGAGUCGCUGGAAGAGCACGCUGCCUCCGCUGUCGAGUUCACGGAGGGCGGCGAGGACGACAUCGAGCUAAAUGGCUUGCCAGCCGAUCAGUAUCAUGGCCACGCAGGGUGGACAACAAUCCCGAAGGACUCAGCACUCUACAAUACCAUGUAUGGCGUAGGCGAUUUGGAGUCUCGUCAGCGCACAAACUCGUGGAGCGUAGCAAUGCGUCACGGCAGGGUGGGGGGCGGCGGUGGCAACGUGAGCAAUCUGUUGGGUGACUCGGCAGCUGCAUCUGCACAGCGUCCCAUCGCACACCAAGACGAGGACAAGCAAGGCAAUCAAGAGGUUCUCGACGACCGCCGACGCCGUCGGCAGCACGAUGAUGGGCUUUUGUCCGUAUCUCUGGAGGGAGAGCUGCUGGCUCCAAUGCAGGAGAGCGUGGGGCAGCCGAGGAGCACAUACGCGAUGCGGAAGCUAUUUGUGGACGGUCUCGUGGGAUAUCAAGGUGUGAUAACCAGGGCGGAGGAGGUCACGAUGAGCGAGGAGCUGUUGCACCUUCUGCAAGAUCGUCGAGCCGCUUACGUCGCCGAAGAGGCGCGCUACUGCGUCAACCUUUAUGAAAAAGAGCUUGGCAUCCCUGGGAAAGACACCCUCGCGUUUGCGCUCUCGAGCUGCCAAACACUGCAGCGGGUACUGUACCGCUUCUUCUUCUUGGGUCUGAUCCCUUCCGUGCCCAACGUGUGCCAGGUCAGCGAGAUGGUGGGCACCUUCAGCGGCUAUCCUGUGCACCGUCACCCAUCGUCGAUCGGGUCCUACGUAGGGGUGCUGAACCUGGUCUCCACGAGCGUGCUACACCUUCAGCACAAGGACGCGCCAUGGUACCCUCGCCUGCAUCUCACGCCACGCAGCCUCUUCGUGGUAACCGAGCCGUGUCUGAGUGAGUAUGCGAUGGGGUACAAACAAACGCAUCAGCCCUUCCACGCAUUCGAGUACGCGACGCGCGUCUCCAAGGACUACCGAAUAGAGGUGCUCUUCGCCACCGUCGAGACAGCGCAGACAAAGACACUCUCCGAGGCAGUGCAGCUGACCGAGUACGCGGAGCAGAAGGCGCGAGAAGGGACGGUGAAGUUGUUGCCCGGGACGUUGCAACCCCUUGCAGAGGCACCCAUGCCCACCAUGGCGACACAGACCGAGUCGGCUACAUCUGUUCCUCUCCGCGGGCGUACUGACGAGUGGCUGCAACGACUGCGUGACAACCUGCACGCAUCCGAGGAAGCGAGAGGUGAUGAGCACACGAAGCCGCUGGAUGGGCACGCGCUGCGACGCCAGCUGCUUGCGGAACACUUGGUAGGUGAUCGAUCUCGUUUGCAGAGCAGUCCUGAUGGCAUGGGCUGGAGUAAUGGGCCUGGCGUUGACGAUGGCGGCAGCGCAACGGCGGCAGCUGUGCAGGGGGAGGCCAGACAUCGUGGAAAAGAUGCCUCGUUCUCGGCAACGACGGCCUCCGCAGCACAAAGGCGUCUGGCGGCGCUGAAGGCCCGCUACAACGUUGCCCAGCAGCUGAAGGCGUCACGGAAACGGGCAGAGGCAGCAGACGAGGGGCCGCGACUUAUUCGAGGUCACGCACCACGAGACCGGCGACUGGGCAUUAAGUAA
Messenger RNA from Leishmania braziliensis MHOM/BR/75/M2904, 2133 nucleotides. RefSeq lists its product as hypothetical. Bases 1 to 2133 code for a protein of 710 amino acids. NCBI's taxonomy places the organism in Eukaryota, Euglenozoa, Kinetoplastea, Trypanosomatida, Trypanosomatidae. The transcript has a single exon. The record is from RefSeq and is a predicted model, not a curated record.